CCCUUACAGUUGGCCUUAAUCCUCCUGGCGUGCCUUGCUUUCUCCCUCCUCAACUUUGCUGUUCUUCUUCUUCUUCACGACUUGCGGUUCGUCCUUGUCCUUGUUUUCUGUGCCCAGGAGUCCUUUCACUCGGGUCUCGACCAACCCCACGUCCCCCACACGUCAUCUCGUGCUCGGGCGCACUGCGGGGUCUUUGGAGUAGCUUGCUCGCUGGCCGCGUCCAGCACCCACCACGACUACGGCAAGGAGAGGAGACGGCGCGGACAAGGGAGCUCUUGGGCGCUGCUAAGGACAACAAAGACACGUCCCCUGCAUCGACAUAUUGCACCAUUCCUGCAUCCCCACUGACCGCCUCGCCUGGACGUGUUUCCCCGCUGCGAAGGAUCGAGGACACUCCUUACACAUCGGGUGUCUCUGACUGUGUUACUGUCGUUGUUGGAGGUUGGCAGAUAUUGCGGUUGAGAAGAGAGAAGAGAGAAGAGAUAUACGACAUAUGGCCUCCGAACGGGCGAGGAGAGAGCCGGGCAGAGCGGAGACACCUGCACAAUCGCCUGCGAGGAACGUCGUGCAGAUGCAGGUGAAUCCGACGUCGGUUCAGCAGUUGAGGGCCGAGAAUUCCUGGAUUGAGAUCGCUUCCAGACAGUCCUCCUCGUCCCUUUCCUCCGCCGAUAACGAGAUCAUCACCACAGGCCUUCGCGUACAGCAUGACUCCAAUCUGCACCGUCGCCGCCGCUCGCGCACAAGCGGCCAGUUCGUCAUCGGCACCGGAUACAGGGCCACGAGUGCAGGAGGCGGUGGGAGCAGCCAGGAGGAAUAUGAAGAAAGCGAGAGCGAGUCGGAUCGCGUCAUGACCUCGUCGAACGAGGGCAUCGGUCCCUCCCCUCUGCAGUACGAGGUCCGCCGACCCUCGCGCGACAUGUACUCUGCCACUUCAUCCGAGACCACGUCCGAGCGGGAGGGAGACUUCGAGUACGAAGACGACGACGACGAAAACGCAACGGCCGUCAAUUACCCCCGCUCUUCCCAUCAACGCACCUUCGAGCCCCGACCAAACGCCUUCUCUCAUCCACCCACCUCCACCGACGAACCCCGUAUAGGAGCCAGCAGCUACCCACCCAAUCGCCGCCCGACCACCCGCUCCGCCCGCCACUCCUACCCCCAGCACUCACCCCCCUACGGAGGUCUCUCCCCGCACAGAUACCACGCCGAGCACGACGAAGCCCUGCGAGCCAGCUUAUCUACCUUGCUCUCCGCCGCAGCCGCGGUCCGCAGUCUACCCAAGCAAGGCAGACCCAAGAACAGCAACGACACUACCAGUAGUCCCAGCCCUUCGACACGCGUAGAUCCCACAUCCCUGCGCCUCGUGCCCGAGAGCGUCGUAAGAGGCGAAACGCCCUCACCGGCGCGGACCCGCACCACGACGACCACGACCACGACGACGUCAUCGCCAGACCCCCCGACCAAGCGCAAAGCCGCUCCCCAGUCCCCGACCCAUCAGCAACCGCCACUCCGCAGCUCCUCCAAAGACCGCCGCGCCACGAAGAAAGCCCGCACCACCGGUGCUGCCACCGCCCUUGGCAUCGACGACAUCAGUCCGACGCUCCUGACCUGGGUCGUCAGCGCGGGCGUCGUGGUGCUCGUCUCCGCACUGAGCUUUUCGGCGGGGUACGUAGUGGGCAAAGAGACGGGGCAUGCCGAGGUGAUGGGGGAGUUGGGGGGAGCGGCCAAGGAGGCGGGUAGGUGUGGCAGGGAGGCUGUUGGGGAGGUGGGUAGGGGGGCGACGGCGGGGUUGGGAUUGAGGAGGUUGAGGUGGGGAGGGCAGGGUGUGAGGGUUUGAAUUGCGGAGAGGACGAAGUUGAGUAGGCGGAGGGGAUAUUUUUGCGCAUGAUGGGAGGUGUUCAGGCGCGUAUAUAUCAGUGGGCGAGAUACCACUUGCUUUGGGCUUGGGAAAGAACGUUAUGAUGGAUUAUGAUCAUGCUCUGACGAAGCAUGGGAAUAUUAUGGACAGUGCUACUGAUAUGGAUACGAUGGAUGAUGGCAUUGGCAAGGUUGAUUUGAUUUGGUAAGGGAUUUUGUUCGGGGGCUUCGACUGGUCAGUCAGGCCCACCGACAGGUGUUAUGUGUUCCACUCGUUUUGCAAUUUCCGUUUUCCUUGCGGUUUGGGCGGAGGCGACGAUGGUAAUUCUGCACUUUUUGUUCUUGGGAGGGACCUGGGAGGUUAGUAGGCCUUGGAGGUUUGAUAUGGGUAUACAUCCCCUACUCUCUUCGAGUGAUUUGGGUUCAUGAAUGGAAAAGAAUUUCUAAACGUC
Molecule: messenger RNA, 2309 nt
Organism: Westerdykella ornata
Lineage: Eukaryota; Fungi; Ascomycota; Dothideomycetes; Pleosporales; Sporormiaceae
Exons: 2
Coding region: 494-1837 (447 amino acids)
Source: RefSeq, a predicted model, not a curated record